Ogataea philodendri is the source of this 1317-nucleotide messenger RNA. RefSeq lists its product as uncharacterized. Bases 1 to 1317 code for a protein of 438 amino acids. The transcript has a single exon. The record is from RefSeq and is a predicted model, not a curated record. Gene Ontology annotation, biological process: biosynthetic process. NCBI's taxonomy places the organism in Eukaryota, Fungi, Ascomycota, Pichiomycetes, Pichiales, Pichiaceae. Gene Ontology annotation, molecular function: L-2-aminoadipate:2-oxoglutarate transaminase activity; pyridoxal phosphate binding.
AUGUCUCAUCAGAUAGUAGCCAAAUACAAUUUCUUCAAGGGGCAUCCAUCCAUUGACCUUCUACCCAAUAGGGAAAUAUUGGAAGCUUCACAGAAGAUACUUCAAAGAUUUGACAAUUCAAUGGAUAAUUAUGAUGGGUUUACGGACACCCAUCCUUUGAACUACGGAACAGAUCCUGGAAACUUGGAAGUUCGUAAACAGAUCUCCGAGUGGAACGAUAGAUGUUUCAAACUAAAAACAAAAACAGACCCAAACUGUUUCAAUCUGACAUCUGGUGCCUCUUAUGGAAUUAUGAACAUUCUUGCCCAAUUCACAAGUCCCCACAACAAUGUUACUCGACAAGCAUUCAUUGUUAGUCCUACUUAUUUUUUGAUCAAUGCUGCAAUUAUAGACGCAGGUUUUGGUGGGAAGAUGACUGCAAUUGAUGAGAAUGACGAUGGUCAGAUAGAUCUGGAAACUUUGGAAAAGAAGUUACAACACUUUGACAGUCAAAGUCCAAUUUUGGAAACCAUCACAAAAGACAACAUAUCGUCAAUCUAUGAUCCUGACAGGCCAAUCAAGCAGGUGUUCAGAUACGUGAUGUAUCUUGUUCCAACAUUUUCCAAUCCAAGAGGUGGAACCUUGAGCGAGGAAAAUAGGUUGAAACUAAUCAACCUUGCAAGGAAACACAACAUGCUGAUCAUCUGUGACGAUGUUUAUGACCUUUUGGAUUUUAGUGGAAACACUCCACACAAAAAGCUGGUCACUAUUGACAGAGACACUUUACCAGAAGGAGAGAAAUACGGUAAUGUUAUUUCCAAUGCUACAUUUUCCAAGAUUCUAGGACCUGGACUUCGUGUAGGAUACCAGGAAACCCCGACGCCAGAGCUUGCGUAUUUGUUAUCUCAAGGAGGAGCUCAUAGAUCAGGUGGUACUCCCGCUCAAUUGAACACCAUUAUUGUCGGGGAACUAUUAAAGUCGGGCACCAUUGACAAAAUCAUUGCCAAACUUAACUUCACAUAUUCAAAGCGUGCAAAAGCUCUUGAUGAUUCCCUUCAUGAGUAUCUUCCUAAAGAUACGAUUAUCGGACCAAUCAACGGUGGUUAUUUCAACUGGGUGGUUUUACCAAAGACUUUGGACGCCAAAGUAGUCGACAAGAAGUGCCGUGAAAGGGGCGUUAUCCUGGCUACCGGUGACAAUUUUGAGGUCACCGGUGAUGUCAGAGGAUGGGGGGAUCAAGGAGUUCGGUUGUCAAUCAGUCAUUUGGAUUCUGACCAAAUCAGAGAAGGUGUUAAAAUAUGGGGUGAAGUUUGCAACCAUCUGCUUCAAUCAAAGUAA